UUUCAAUUUAGACAAGCAGCAAAAUCAUGUACUAAACUCUUUUUUUUCAACUGUGCUAAAUUUUGGCGCGUACUAAACAGCUGUUGCGUUUUCAGGGUGACCACACGACGCUUAAAUGCAGUGCUGCCAGAUGUGUAACUAGGUGGCAGCCUUUUGAUACUGCCGCCGCCCACUUCACGUCUGUUCGACAAAUCAAAACAUUCAGACACAGAAAUAUGCCGCUUGUUGUUGCUAGGAAUCGCCGAGUCAACGUAAUGGUGUACGUGUACUUGCAACCCUCAAGAAGUCGCCGUCACACAGCUGCAAUGCAGUUGUUGUCUGUGCCUGUGGCGCAAGGACGCUAAAACACGAAUUUCCGACAACAAACUUAUUGAUUGUGCAAUAUGUGCACAGUGGGCCACAACAGAAACAACGAAAAUCUGAAGAGCAACGCCGCUUCCGUCCAAAACUAAAACGAAUACGAGUACGAGUCCAAUCAAAAGUCAAAAGGCAAGGUGCAGAGUGCAGAGUGCAGAGGAGGAGCAAUCGAUGCCACACUGCCAUACAAUGGUCUAUUUGCGGAUUGUGCUCACCACCCUGGUGAUAAUAACGUGCCUGCUCGGCGACAAUUUCGUGGAGCUGACACAGCAUCCGCUGCUGAAGGCCCUGGCUGACAAUGCCACGCAUGCCGCAAUUGGCGCUCUGACGGGCAUUGCAUUUGCCAUGCAGUUCUAUGAGCGCACAACUCAGCUCUUCGGCUGGAUAUUGAUUUUCAGCUGCUUUGUGGUCUCCUCGUUUAUUGACCUGGAUCACUUUAUAGAGGCCCGCUCGCUCUACUUGGAGGAUGCCACCAAUCUGUCGCGACGGCCAUUUCUGCACUGCUCCAGCAUUGUGGUGGCCAUGCUGUUGUUUUAUAUAUGCACCGCGUGCCUCAAUUACUUCCGCAGCAGCUUGUUCUUGGGCGCCCUGCUUUGUGCCUUUAUCACGCAUCAUACAAGGGACGCUGUGCGGCGAGGAUAUUGGCUUUGGCCCUUCUACGACCACACGGACCGCAUACCGCAGCUGGCCUAUAUUGUGGGCACGGUUCUGACGCCCUAUCUGCUGGGCUAUUUGCACAACGUUUGCCGCAGCAGCGUGGUCCUCAACUUUUUGGGUCAAUAUGUUAAGCUUAGUGAGAGUAAUUAUCGGGGAAGUGGCUCAGCCAUUGCCUAUCGCUAUUUGCAGCAGGUGUAGGUCUGUGAUACGAUAACUGAACAAUUAAUAUGGAACUACUACAACAAAUGCUUUUUAGGCUUCAAGCUCAAUAGGUUAGCUUUAAGUAAAAAUAGACCCAAUAACUUCCAUAAUACAGGAGACAAUUUUAUUACAAUUCCCUAUGUAGCAUAUACGAAUACAUUUAGAAGGUUUUUACUAGUAUCACCAACACAAAGAUAAUAUCCAAAUUAUGUGAUAUUUUUUAGCAUAAGUAUGUAGUAAAUAGUAUCAAAGCCUAGCGCACAACUAAUCGAUAGACAAAUUUCAAUUUUAACACUUAUUAUCACAGGCAAAAUACCAACAACAAUUAUUAGACAUAAGAAAAGAUUUUAAUUAAUGAAAGCUAAAGGGGAAAAUCAAAGAAUUGCCUUGUAAAACUGCUGUUGCAUCAGCUCUAAACAUUAUCGUAAUAUCUAUUGAUUUCUUGGUGGAUAGUUGAUGUGAUUAAGUUUGCUAAAAUUCCAAGUAUUAAACACAAUAAUAAAUCGCGAGAUUGUUUUGCGUAGUCUUCAA
This is a messenger RNA of Drosophila montana, 1746 nucleotides long. Its product is annotated as transmembrane protein 267. The record is from RefSeq and is a predicted model, not a curated record. Lineage: Eukaryota; Metazoa; Arthropoda; Insecta; Diptera; Drosophilidae. The coding region runs from base 529 to 1212 and encodes 227 amino acids. The transcript is spliced from 3 exons.